AAUAUUUGCGGCUCAUUGAAAGAGUAAUUGUGUCUGAAUGUAGUAAAACUGAAUUUUAAAAAUGUUGUUUCAUUUAACAUUAUAGUAAUAUACAACUUAAGCUUUAAUGACCGCUACCGUUUAUGAUACGCAUCCAAAUGUUUAGUUGGAGUGUAGUUGGGCGGAACUCUUUUGUGGUCGGACGUGCUUUUCACCCCUUCCGCCGUGAUGAGUUUCGAGUGGCCCUGGCAGUACAAUUUUCCUCCUUUUUUUACGCUUCAACCCAAUGUGGACACGAGACAGAAACAGUUGGCGGCGUGGUGUUCACUAGCGAUAGCCUACUGUCGCCAUCAAAAGCUGUACACGCUGGACGUGAUGGAGGCCCAGGAGAGCCCCGUCUUCAACAACCACAAGAUUGAACGAAAACUGUCAAUGGAAGCCAUUCAAGUUGUGUUUGAGGAGCUGAGGAAAAAAGGGAACCUGGAGUGGCUGGACAAGAACAAGUCGAGGUGUUUGGUGAUGUGGAGGCGGCCCGAGGAGUGGGGCAAGCUCAUGUAUAACUGGGUGGCUAAAAACGGGAUGAACAAUACAGUGUUCACACUAUACGAGCUGUCCAAUGGCGACGACACUGAGGGCGAAGAGUUCCACGGCCUGGAGGAGUGGAUGCUGCUGCGCUCGCUGCAGGCGCUGCAGACGGAAGGCAAAGCCGAAAUCAUCAGCAUGGACGACGGCAAAGGCGUCAAAUUCUUCUGAAGAGGGAAGAUUUUUGGCAUGGCGGGGGGCCGCACUUUCUUGCUGUUGUUGCUGCCCUGCCACUGCAUCCAUAUUUUUUAGUCAUGGGAAGAUUUUGUCAUUUUGAGGUAACUUGACAUGUUUAAAAAUCAUCUCUGGAAGUCAUCUUACAAAGAUCCAUGUAAGUGACACCUGGACCAAGACUGCUGAUUCAACUCAGCCCAAUUUAUUAUUAAUAACAAAAAUAGUGGACAGUUUUAUUGUGACACUUUCCCAGAAAUAAUCCACAAUUAACUUCUCCCCUCACCCUGAUAUCAUGUGUAAAAAUAAAUAAAUAAGACUACUUUGAUAAA
Molecule: messenger RNA, 1064 nt
Organism: Phycodurus eques (leafy seadragon)
Lineage: Eukaryota; Metazoa; Chordata; Actinopteri; Syngnathiformes; Syngnathidae
Gene: vps25
Product: vacuolar protein sorting 25 homolog
Exons: 6
Coding region: 208-732 (174 amino acids)
Biological process (GO): protein transport to vacuole involved in ubiquitin-dependent protein catabolic process via the multivesicular body sorting pathway
Cellular component (GO): ESCRT II complex
Molecular function (GO): structural molecule activity; protein homodimerization activity
Source: RefSeq, a predicted model, not a curated record